CCUCCCUACCUCCCUCCUCCAUCCCAGUUAAAGACUCCCCCCUCCUUAACUCUACUGACCUCCUCCCUCCCUACCUCCCUCCUCCAUCCCAGUUAAAGACUCCCCCCUCCUUAACAACCUGUGAGAAGAAAGCUAGUGGGCGGGCCCACUGUAUGAUUCCAUUGCCCACUUCUUAACACCUGUGAAACACUGACCAAUCACCAUGCAGACAUCAUCUCUCCGCCGCCAGGUGAAGAACAUGGUCAACCAAUACUCAGAGGCAGAGAUCAAGGUCCGCGAGGCGACCUCCAACGACCCGUGGGGCCCCCCCUCCUCUCUGAUGUCAGAGAUCGCUGACCUGACCUUCAACGUGGUGGCGUUCACUGAGGUCAUGGGUAUGAUCUGGAAACGGCUCAACGACAGCGGGAAGAACUGGAGACACGUCUACAAGGCCCUGACUCUACUGGACUACCUGAUCAAAACGGGCUCGGAACGUGUGGCGCAGCAGUGCAGGGAGAACGUCUACACCAUACAGACCCUACGGGACUUCCAGUUCACAGACAGGGAUGGCAGGGACCAGGGGGUGAAUGUUAGGGAGAAGGCCAAGCAGCUGGUGGCCCUGAUGAGGGAUGAGGAGAGGCUGAAACAGGAGAGGACCCUGGCCCUGAAGACCAAGGAGAGGAUGGCUGGAGCAGCUGCAGGGUCAGGGAUGGGCUCUAGUUCUCUACCUCCACCCUACCCAGGCCGCCGUACCAGCCAGCCCAGCAUGACUGCUCUCUACGGGGAUGACUUCAGCCGGUCCAGGGAGUCCCAUUCCUCUUUCAAUUCCACCUCUUCCUCUCCUCGCCGUGCCGCAUCAGACAUGGAGCAGGCCCGCCCACAGACCAGCGGGGAGGAGGAGCUACAACUGCAGCUGGCUCUGGCCAUGAGCCGAGAGGAGAGUGAAAAGCCUGCUCCCCCGGUGGAUACUGAUGAACAGACUCAGCUCCAGAUUGCCCUGAGCCUCAGCAAGGAGGACGCUCAGAAGCCGGCCUCGCCUCCUCCGGUUGCCUUGGAUAUGGAUGAAGAGAGACAGCUCCAGAUCGCCCUGAGCCUGAGCAAAGAGGAGCACCAGCAGGUAGUGCCCCCGGUAGUGCCCCUGGUCCUGUCCCAGAUGUUGUGUAUGUUGGCAUUGUUCUCCUUCAAUGUGUUCCAAUCCCUGGUGUCUUGCCCCUCCUUUAACUCCCUAAUGGCCUUGUCAGUCCCCAAGGGUUCCCCAAGGGAGUGUGGGGGACAGAGUGGUCUGAGUUCCCCAAGGGAGUGUGGGGGACAGCGUGGUCUGAGUUCCCCAAGGAAGUGUGGGGGACAGCCUGGUCUGAGUUCCCCAGGGGAGUGUGGGGGACAACCUAGUCUGAGUCCCCCAAGGGAGUGUGGGGGACAGCGUGGUCUGAGUUCCCCAGGGGAGUGUGGGGGACAGCGUGGUCUGAGUUCCCCAAGGAAGUGUGGGGGACACCCUGGUCUGAGUUCCCCAGAGGAGUGUGGGGGACAACCUGGUCUGAGUUCCCCAGGGGAGUGUGGGGGACAACCUAGUCAGGGGAGUUGUGGUCUGAGUUCCCCAAGGGAGUGUGGGGGACAGAGUGGUCUGAGUUCCCCAAGGGAGUGUGGGGGACAGCGUGGUCUGAGUUCCCCAAGGGAGUGUGGGGGACAGCCUGGUCUGAGUUCCCCAAGGGAGUGUGGGGGACAGCGUGGUCUGAGUUCCCCAAGGGAGUGUGGGGGACAGCCUGGUCUGAGUUCCCUAAGGGAGCAUGUGUCCAUAGAGACAUUGAUGAUUAGAACCUACUUGUUGUUUCUCUGUGGACAGUCUGCCAUGAUGGACCUGGUGGAGGUGUUUGCUGUGUCAUCUGAGGUGCCUCCUACUGCUAGUGCCAACUCCUGGAGUCUGCCAGGGGGGAACGUCCGCACCCCUCUCCACCACCCCCUCCCCCAGGCCCAGGCUGCUGCUGGGGCAGCCUCCGACCCCUGGGACUCACUGGUAGAGGCUCGUCCCACCCCCGCUGGGAUAGAGUCUCCCUGGAUGGUUCCUCCCACCUCCGGUAGCCCCGCCCCUUCUUGGCAGCGUAGCCGGUCCCCCUGGGAGACCCCGGGGGUAGUAGACCCAUUCUCUAUUCCAGAUGCUCUUCGAACUGGCAGCCCUACAGAUGGUGACUUGUUUGACGAGGCGAUGGACGGAGGUAAUUUCAGCCUGAACAGUCGAGGUGAGGGUGAGGGCAGCCCGGAGCUGUUUGACCUGUCUCGUAUAGGGGACAGUCUGGGGGUCCCCAGCCCUCGGACAUGCCGGACCCCUGAGUCCUUCCUGGGGCCCACAGGGGCCUCCCUGGUCAAUCUGGACAGCCUGAUACCAGCCAACCCCCCAGCCAAGACCAAGAACCCGUUUCUCUCAGGUCUGAGUACUCCAUCUCCCCUCAACCCGUUCCAGAGUGAACAGCCUCGUCUCACUCUGAAUCAGAUGCGUCCCAGCUCCACGUCCCCCGUCCCCCCCUCCGGUCCUCCCUCCCUGCCCUACAGUGCUUCUCUGCCCCUGCCCGCCAGCCACCAGCCGGCCAGCCUGCCCUCCUCCCUCACCCAGCCCACCCAUGGAGCCCUGGACAUACCUGGGCUGCCACAGCCCCUGUUACCUCUUUCCUCCAUCUCGUCUCUGGGAGAGGAGCACAGUCAGAAUCCCUUCCUGUGAUGUCUGUCCAUCUGAACUGAAACCGCUACGAUGGAAGACCUGCUGGUGACCUGCUGGGUGUCCACGAGCGGUGACGAUUCAACAUGUGGAAUCGGCAAAAAAUUUCAAGAAAAUGACGGUCGAUGUUUUGUAGUCAGAUGUGACAGGACGCCCACCCAGCUGUCGCACGGCCGGCAAUUCAUGUUGGUCUGUCUGUCCUCUAUCUCUGGUGGAUGGAACAGAGGAAAUAGAAAUGACUCUUAUUAGGUUAUUUUCUGUCAAUCAAACCUCAAGACUCAACAACUGGAAUUCAGACAGAACUGAUAAUCCCCUUAAGUUGUUAUUUUGCUGUUGUUUUUCUCUGGGCUUUAGUACUGUAACCCUUAGAUUGCUUCCUCUGCUACGAUCUGCUCUACCACAACCUGUCCUGUUACUCCUCUCUGCUGAAGGGAGUGAUGGAGAGGCCUCUGCUCUGGUCUGCUCUACCACAACCUGUCCUGUUACUCCUCUCUGCUGAAGGGAGUGAUGGAGAGGCCUCUGCUCUGGUCUGCUCUACCACAACCUGUCCUGUUACUCCUCUCUGCUGAAGGGAGUGAUGGAGAGGCCUCUGCUCUGGUCUGCUCUACCACAACCUGUCCUGUUACUCCUCUCUGCUGAAGG
Oncorhynchus gorbuscha (pink salmon) is the source of this 3328-nucleotide messenger RNA. Its product is annotated as epsin-3-like. The transcript is spliced from 14 exons. Gene Ontology annotation, molecular function: phospholipid binding; clathrin binding. The coding region runs from base 203 to 2689 and encodes 828 amino acids. Gene Ontology annotation, biological process: endocytosis. Gene Ontology annotation, cellular component: plasma membrane; clathrin vesicle coat; endosome. Lineage: Eukaryota; Metazoa; Chordata; Actinopteri; Salmoniformes; Salmonidae. The record is from RefSeq and is a predicted model, not a curated record.